GUCAGCCUGUGGGAAUGAACUUCUAUAAAAUCAAGUCUCCCGGAUCGUUGGAAUCAGUAUUAUCUCAGAUCCAGACACGUUUACAAGUGAACUCGGGAUAAAGAUCUGUAAUAUUGGUGUAAAAAUGAUAAAGGAACUAGCCAUUGUUUGUGUUUUGGUGGCAAUGGCAUUCGCCAUGCCAGCUGCCGAAUACGCCGCUCUUGUGAGUGAUGUGCAACCGGACAGUCCAGCCGUUCUAGUGGUUCAGCAGGAAGCUGAAGAUCUCGAAGGUGCCGAAACUGCCUACGGCGGCGGUGGCGGUUAUGGCGGUUACGGUGGCGGACAUCGCGGUUUUGGCGGUGGUCGUGGUGGUGGUGGAUUCGGUGGUGGCGGUUUUGGAGGAGGUGGUUUUGGAGGCGGUGGUUUCGGAGGUGGCGGCUUCGGAGGCGGUGGCUUCGGAAGAGGCCAUGGCGGCCAUGGACAUGGACACUACGGAUAAACUACAAGAACCUCGCAUCGGAUUUGUGAUUUGUGUUCAAUUCAAAUGUAUCAUGAUUGUGCUUACGAACGAAUUAUAAUUGUGUAUUAAAUAUACAAUCGAAUAGUUGUUCCC
Messenger RNA from Toxorhynchites rutilus septentrionalis, 592 nucleotides. RefSeq lists its product as uncharacterized. The coding region runs from base 125 to 478 and encodes 117 amino acids. NCBI's taxonomy places the organism in Eukaryota, Metazoa, Arthropoda, Insecta, Diptera, Culicidae. The transcript is spliced from 3 exons. The record is from RefSeq and is a predicted model, not a curated record.